Messenger RNA from Gossypium raimondii (Peruvian cotton), 1382 nucleotides. Its product is annotated as protein transport protein SEC13 homolog B. The record is from RefSeq and is a predicted model, not a curated record. The coding region runs from base 274 to 1179 and encodes 301 amino acids. Gene Ontology annotation, biological process: COPII-coated vesicle budding; protein import into nucleus. NCBI's taxonomy places the organism in Eukaryota, Viridiplantae, Streptophyta, Magnoliopsida, Malvales, Malvaceae. Gene Ontology annotation, molecular function: structural molecule activity; protein binding. Gene Ontology annotation, cellular component: nuclear pore outer ring; COPII vesicle coat. The transcript has 3 exons.
CUCAAAAAGCAUUCUCCCCCACAAAGUUCUAAACAUGCUUCGGCAUUAGUUGAUUCAAGUGCUUCGGAAAAUUCAUUUAAAUUUUUUUGGGUCCAAACGUAAAAUGAUAUUUCAGGUGGAUUAGUUUGGGGUAAAUAUUUGUUCAUAAUUGGGUUAAAACAAUCAAUGUGUCCAAACACAACAGAGCUGAUCUCUAGCUUGGCCUUUACCAUAACACCCCUAAUCUCUCUCUCUCGAUCAGAUAUAAAAGAGCUGUGAAUUGGAGUUCGAAAGAUGCCUGCACAGAAAAUCGAGACAGGUCAUGAGGAUGCACUCCAUGAUGUUGCCAUGGAUUAUUAUGGAAAACGAUUGGCGACUGCUUCAUCUGAUACUACCAUUAAGAUCAUUGGCAUAACUGGAUCUAGUUCACAGCAACUUGCUGUUCUACAUGGCCAUAAAGGACCUGUUUGGGGGGUUGCUUGGGCACAUCCCAAGUUUGGAUCAAUCCUUGCAUCGUGUUCUUACGAUGGCCAGGUGAUAAUCUGGAAGGAAAAUAAUCAAAACGAGUGGCUGCAGGCCCAUGUUUUUAAUGAUCAUAAGUCAUCUGUGAACUCCAUUGCAUGGGCACCCCAUGAGCUUGGCCUCUGUUUGGCCUGCGGGUCUUCUGAUGGGAAUAUAUCAGUCUUUACUGCUAGGGAUGAUGGUAGUUGGGAUACCACCAGGAUAGAGCAAGCUCACCCUGUUGGAGUAACCUCAGUCUCGUGGGCACCAUCAACCGCACUCGGUGCUUUCAUUGGAUCUGGUCUACUGGAUCCUGUUCAGAAGCUGGCCUCUGGUGGAUGUGACAACAUGGUCAAAGUAUGGAGGCUGUAUAAUGGGAGUUGGAAGAUGGACUACAGCCCUGCCCUCCAGAUGCACACUGAUUGGGUGCGGGAUGUUGCUUGGGCACCCAACUUGGGGCUCCCAAAAUGCACGAUUGCAAGUGCUUCUCAGGAUGGGAAAGUUAUUAUAUGGACUUGCGGUAAAGAAGGGGAGCAAUGGAAGGGUACGAUUUUGAAGGAUUUCAAGACCCCAGUUUGGAGGAUCUCAUGGUCGCUGACUGGAAACUUAUUGUCUGUUGCUGAUGCCAAUAACAAUGUCACAUUGUGGAAAGAAACGGUUGAUGAUGAGUGGCAAGAAGUGAAUGCUAUUGAGCCAUGAAGUUCUUUUUGUUUAUCCUCUUUUCUAUUUUCUCUCUCUAUUAAUAAUUUUUUUAGGUCCCCUCUGUUUCAAGUCCCUCGGUAUACUUGCAUUGGAUAGUUAUUGGGUUUUGUUGGAAAUGCUGAGUUGAAAGACAGAAUAGAUGAUUAAUCAUAUGACGUUUCCCUCCAAUGAAAUCUUAUCCAUUGUGGCAUCAUUUUUAA